AUGUCCGGAAGAUACGUCAGCGGCUUUGCAGCACCCGGACGACACAACUCGCAGUACAACCACAACCGCAUAUCAGCGGAAAGAACGUGCGGCAACCACUACGUUGCGUCAGCAACGACUACCGCCACAACAGCGGUUGCAACUACCAGCGCAACCACAAACGCCAUCGCAGCGGCUUUGCAACACAAGGACAACACAACUCGCAGUACAACCACAACCGCAUAUCAGCGGAAACAACGUGCGGCAACCACUAACGCCAUCGCAGCGGCUUUGCAACACCCGGACAAUAACCGCCACCGCCUCAGCAGCGGUAACGACCAGCGAGACCACCACAACAUCAGCAACAAUAGCGUGCAGCAACAGCAACAACAGCGCGCAACACCAACAACAACCAGCGCAGCUACCAUAGCGCUACACGAAUCCUGCAACAACAACAACAGCAGGCCCCCACCAAGGCCUGCUGCAACACGUGCGUGA
Rhagoletis pomonella (apple maggot) is the source of this 477-nucleotide messenger RNA. RefSeq lists its product as uncharacterized. Bases 1 to 477 code for a protein of 158 amino acids. The record is from RefSeq and is a predicted model, not a curated record. Lineage: Eukaryota; Metazoa; Arthropoda; Insecta; Diptera; Tephritidae. The transcript is spliced from 2 exons.